UAGUGUGCACUGCAUCGGACCGGCUUAAUGAGGCUUUGCUCCGGUGCUUACCGUGACCUUUGGCUGUUGCGUAUUGAUCUAAUUUCCGGAAAAAAGAAAUAUUAAUGUGAAUUGACCGUGUACAGUAUUCUUUUGGGAGAUCAACCCCACUUCAUUUUGUAUCAACAAAACUCUCGGGAAUACAAAAAAAACCCAAAACCCUCGAUCAAACGAAGAAGAUAACAGUAGCAGAGUACCCGAAGAAACAAUGAAGAGUAUCCCUCUGAUUCUGAUGGGUUGCGGAGGUGUUGGACGUCAACUCCUCCAGCACAUUGUCUCCUGCAGAUCACUUCACGCCAAACAGGGAGUGCGCUUGCGGCUUGUGGGAGUUUGUGAUAGUAAAUCAUUAGUUGUUGCCUCAGAUGUGUUCACGAUGGAUUUAGAUGAUGCCUUUCUUGCAGAAGUUUGCCGGGUUAAGUUGAAUGGCUCUUCUUUGCUGACCCUUAGUAAUUUUGGUCAAUGUGAAGUAUUUUCGAACACUGAAUCUAUGGAAAAAGUCACUGAAAUUGCAGCUCGUUUGGGUAAAUCAACAGCAGGUUUAGCACUUGUUGAUUGUUCUGCCAGUUCUGAGACUACUGGAGUAAUAAGAAAGGUGAUAGAUUUGGGUUGCUGUGUCGUGCUAGCCAAUAAGAAACCUCUUACUUCGUCAAUGGAAGAUUAUGACAAAUUGGUCUCACACCCACGCCGCAUUCGACAUGAAUCAACUGUUGGUGCCGGUCUUCCUGUCAUAGCAUCCUUAAAUCGCAUGCUUUCUUCUGGAGACCCAAUCCAUCGUCUUAUUGGGAGCUUGAGUGGUACACUGGGUUAUGUAAUGAGCGAGGUUGAAGAUGGAAAGCCUUUCAGCCAAGUUGUUAAAGCUGCUAAAGCCCUUGGUUACACUGAACCAGAUCCACGUGACGAUCUCAGCGGGAUGGAUGUGGCAAGAAAGGCAUUGAUCCUUUCUCGACUUCUUGGGCGGCGCAUUAACUUGGACCGCAUUAAUAUUGAAAGCUUGUAUCCUAAAGAAAUGGCACCUAAUGUCAUACCUGUGGAAGACUUUUUGUUAAAUGGCCUUCCAUUGCUUGAUAAAGGCAUCCAAGAGAGGGUUCAGAAGGCUUCUUCAAAUGGGAAUGUGCUCCGUUAUGUUUGUGUGAUUGAGGAGUCAAGGUGUGAAGUUGGAAUUCAAGAGCUUCCAAAAAAUUCUGCUUUGGGAAGAUUGAGGGGAAGUGACAACGUGUUGGAGAUAUAUAGUCGGUGUUAUAGUGAACAACCAUUGGUUAUUCAAGGUGCUGGAGCAGGCAAUGAUACAACAGCAGCUGGUGUUCUCGCUGAUAUAAUUGAUAUUCAAGAUCUAUUUUCCUGAGAAGACUUUUUGUGCCUUGCUCUGUAGAGACUCGGAGCCCAAGUGGAAAGGUCUGUUGUUUAUCAAGGCAACAAAGAGAUACCAUAGUUUAAAAACUGUUGGGUUACUGUACUUAGAGACAGAUGAGAUAGUUUUCGGAAGUUUUUCUUACAUGUAAAAUUUUGAAAAAAUCUAGUAAUUUAUUUUAAUAUUUAUGAGGGUACAUCGAGGUUAAUCUAUCGAUUUGGCGAAUCCAUCUGAAUAAAGCUGGAGGAUAUUAAUCUCA
Cornus florida is the source of this 1646-nucleotide messenger RNA. RefSeq lists its product as uncharacterized. Gene Ontology annotation, biological process: aspartate family amino acid biosynthetic process. Gene Ontology annotation, molecular function: aspartate kinase activity; NADP binding; homoserine dehydrogenase activity. The record is from RefSeq and is a predicted model, not a curated record. The transcript is spliced from 12 exons. Bases 248 to 1381 code for a protein of 377 amino acids. Lineage: Eukaryota; Viridiplantae; Streptophyta; Magnoliopsida; Cornales; Cornaceae.